Messenger RNA from Fusarium subglutinans, 1467 nucleotides. RefSeq names its product fructosyl amino acid oxidase. The transcript has 4 exons. The coding region runs from base 1 to 1467 and encodes 488 amino acids. Lineage: Eukaryota; Fungi; Ascomycota; Sordariomycetes; Hypocreales; Nectriaceae. The record is from RefSeq and is a predicted model, not a curated record. Gene Ontology annotation, molecular function: saccharopine oxidase activity; sarcosine oxidase activity; flavin adenine dinucleotide binding.
AUGAAGUUAUCACGGCUUCACGAUAAUCGCCAAAAACAACUCCAAGAUAGCGAGCCUCACGUGAUCGGGUUUCUCUCUGCCCCAUACCCGGACUCCGGCUCUCAGCUCCGGAAUUCCAGAUCGGACCCGGAAAAUGACUUUUGCAUUGCACCGUUUACAAUGGCCUCUUCAUCAUACCUAAUCGUGGGAGCCGGUGUCUUUGGCGUCUCAACGGCCUACCAGCUCAUCCAAAAGUACCCCAAUGCUUCUGUCACAAUUGUCGACAGAGAUCCUUACGACGGUGACAACCGCGUAGCUGCAUCUUGGGAUUGGAACAAGGUCGUUCGCGCAGACUACGAUGAUCUCCUCUACUGCCGUCUCGCUCUUGAGGCGCAAGACAUCUUCGAGUCUGAUCCUCUCUGGAUGCCUCACUUUCACAAGGCUGGUGUUUUCUGGGUCUGUCGCAGCGACUACGCUCAGGAUGUUAUCAACAACUACAAGAAGCUGGGCCGUGCUUCGGACAUCCAAGUCUACACCAUCGAGGAGGCUAAGAAGUUGUAUGGCGGUCUCUACGAGGAGGCUGACUACACUGGUGCUAAGGAGGUCCUUGUCAACAGAAACAGUGGCUGGGGAGCUGCAGGCGACUCUCUGCGCGCUGUGACACGCGAGGCUAUGAAGUUGGGUGUCAAGUACAUCGUUGCAGAUGUGGCUACGGUGCAGAUUGAGAACGACCGCGCCACAGGCAUCCAAACGGCCAAAGGCGAGAUCAUCUCGGCUGACACAGUUAUCCUGUCCACCGGAGCAUACACAGCCAAGCUUCUGGAAUACAGCGCUGCACGCCACAACCUGCCUGAUCUCCGAUCCGGUGAUCGCAUCACAGCUGCUGGUAUCACUACCGGCAUGGUCACGCUUGAUGACCAGUCAUUCGCCAAGAUGAAGGACAUGCCCGUUGGCUUCCAAGGAUAUACCUACAAACACAACUCUCCCUUCAUUGGCAGUCUGCCACCUACCAAGGAUCGAGAGAUCAAGUGGUGGGGCCGCAACAUCUUCAGCAACCACCGGGCAGUCCUCCCUGGCCGUGUCGUCUCCGCACCACCCGAUGAGAAGGACUACGCUCAAUGGAAGGUCCCCAACUCACUGAAGGAAGACAUUGACAACGCCAACCGUCUAUUCUUCGGAAGCAAGGGUGCGCACUGGAAGUACGAGAAGCAUCGCAUCUGCUGGGACGCAUUCACAUCUAGUGGAGAUUUCAUCAUCUCCCCGCACGCAGGUGCCAAGGGUCUGUACGUCGCAACAUGUGGCUCAUUCCACGGAUACAAGUUCUUCCCUGUGCUGGGCAAGUACGUGGUGCAGAUGCUCGAGGACAAGCUUGAGCCUGAGCUCAAGGAGAAGUGGGCUUGGGACAGGGAGCGGCCCGAUGCAGCUCUCAACUGCGAGUUCCCCAACUCGGAGAUGAGGGACUUGUUGGAUCCCGCUGCUAGACUGUAG